This is a messenger RNA of Lineus longissimus, 1016 nucleotides long. Its product is annotated as transmembrane protein 256 homolog. Gene Ontology annotation, cellular component: membrane. The transcript has 4 exons. NCBI's taxonomy places the organism in Eukaryota, Metazoa, Nemertea, Pilidiophora, Heteronemertea, Lineidae. The coding region runs from base 90 to 545 and encodes 151 amino acids. The record is from RefSeq and is a predicted model, not a curated record.
UCGCCUAUAUCACUAUUUACUAAUUUUUAGAUUUUUAGAAGCUUCAAACACACAUUUGACCUCUAGACGUCAAUGACAGUUCGUCAGCAAUGACUGAGUUGGUAACAGCAGGUGGAAAAUAUAUAUUCGACGUGUUUAAAAGUAUAACACCCGGGCAAACGGUCAAAGAAAUAGAAACAGUUAUUGUCAAAGAAAUGUCUGUUCAACAACUCCCAAGGUUCUUUGUCCGAGUUGCUGGCCUAUCUGGUGCCAGUGCAGUUGUCUUGGGAGCUUAUGGAGCACACGCUUUUAAUGAGACUGCUGAACCAAAGAUGAAAAUUGUCUAUGAGACAGGAAGUAAAUACCAUUAUAUCCACACCAUUGCCCUCUUAGCAAGUCCUAUGUGCAGGAGACCAAUCUUGGUGGGAUCGUUACUUUCCGUCGGCACGUUGCUCUUUAGCGGGAGUUGUUAUUAUCAUGCUCUGACUGGAAACACAAAAGUAAGGAAAGUGACACCAUAUGGAGGAGUGAUUCUUAUUCUAGCCUGGCUGGCUAUGGUUUUAUAGGACAUUGUUUUGGACAGCUAGUGUAAUAGACCAGGUGGUGACCAUUGGUUACAUCACACCGGUUUUCAACAUUACGGGACUCCGAUCGUCAGGGCAGCGAAAUUCCUCUGUACAUCACAAUUCUAAAUCUAUUGAGUAACUUAUUACUGUAACGAUAUGCAUUUUGAUAAAAUUAAUCAUGUUAAUGUGUUAAUGUAUCGAUGAGCAUGAGUGUAUUUUGCAGCUUUGUUGAAAUUGUAAUUUUAAAGUGAAUUUGACAUUUUUCAAUCAUGUAAAUACACAUUCAACAUAAAUUUCAGCAUUUCCAUUGUGUACACCAAUAUAGAUGUACCCUAUUUGUUCAGCGGUAGUGUCUAUUUACAUGAAGCACAAGAAAAUACAAUGAAGACAAUGCUGUAUGCCUUUAAAUUUGUAGGCUAGUAUGUGAAUUAUGUUGUGCUACUGUUCAUAAAUAAAAGCUCUGGUGAGGAA